Messenger RNA from Theileria orientalis strain Shintoku, 594 nucleotides. RefSeq names its product integral membrane protein. Gene Ontology annotation, cellular component: membrane. The record is from RefSeq and is a predicted model, not a curated record. Gene Ontology annotation, biological process: vesicle-mediated transport. Lineage: Eukaryota; Apicomplexa; Aconoidasida; Piroplasmida; Theileriidae. The transcript has 3 exons. The coding region runs from base 1 to 594 and encodes 197 amino acids.
AUGCUUGGAGAUAACGCAACUUUAAAUGGGUUUUCAAAUAAAUCUGAUCAAAACUUCUUACUAAAGGGCAUUGAUUUCUCGUCGACGAGCAGUAUGAACAAGUUUGGUCUGCUGAGCAGUAUGAACAGGUUUGGCAGUUGGGGAAGGACGGACUCAGGCUGGAAGGGCUACACGAACUAUAAGGUCUUCCUCGUGACUCUAGCAUGCUCAAUAUUCUUCUUCGUCAUGGCAUUCCUGGCGCUGCCGUUUAUCGUAUUCGCACCCUACAAGUUUGGACUGAUGUUCACGAUAGCAUCGAUCCUGUUCCUGGUCUCAAUGUCGUUCUUGCGAGGAUUCGGCUCUCUGCUGGAGCACUUCAUGGCGCCAAAACGCCUGGUUUUCACAGCGUUCUACUUCAUAUCCCUAGUGGCAACCCUGGUAUUCACCCUGGUAUACCCAAUGUACCUAAUGGCAUUCUUAAGUUCCGGCGUUGAGCUGCUCGCACUGGUGACCCUGAUGAUAUCGUAUAUACCGGGCGGUGCUGGUGCUAUUAAGGCAAUGUACUCAUCAUUGUGGUCCUAUAUAAAGGGCAAAAAGUCAGAUUUGCCCCUGUAA